Molecule: messenger RNA, 1902 nt
Organism: Pediculus humanus corporis (human body louse)
Lineage: Eukaryota; Metazoa; Arthropoda; Insecta; Psocodea; Pediculidae
Exons: 7
Coding region: 1-1902 (633 amino acids)
Source: RefSeq, a predicted model, not a curated record
AUGUGCAAAGAGGCGUGUUGCGUGGUGCAUGGUCUUUGGGGAUUCAUAUAUACGGCAGCGGGAUCCGUACAAUUGGUGGCGGGGAUAUUUUUUUUACUAUCUCUCCCCGUUUUCAAACUGGGAUCAAAUAUAUGGACGGGAGCUUGUAAUGUCCUAAUCGGUGUGGGAACUUUCAUAUUAAGCUGUUUUGGAACUUUAACAGCGGGAAGAAGCGAAAAACUUUUAACGGUAUCCGUAUUAGCCCUCAUUAUAAACACAGUAAAUUUAGUUAUAUUGGAAAUCGGCGAAUGGUAUUUUUUUUACACUGACGAUGUUAAAUCCACAAUAGAAAGAAAAAAUCAACAUGAUCUUGCUUUUUACGCUCAUGUUAGUACAAGUGUAACGACAGUUAUUGUUAUAUUAGUCGCAUUGGUGGAUACGCAAUUAACAUUUUGUUCAGUUCAAUUAUUUAAAAAAGAAAAAAAAAAACAAGAAAAAAACGGUCAAAACAAUAACGAAACCGUAUCAGACAUCGAAUACAUAAUUCCUAGGCAAAAAAAAAAUAGAUCGACAAGCACGAGUAAAAGUCCUACGAUAAAUCAAUAUAAUCAAUCGUGGGUAUUCGAUGCCGAAACGGGUACUUCCGUUAACGACUCACCCUCUAUAAAGGCUCAUUCAGGAGCGACAAUAUUAAGUUCCAGUACGACAACAGUAAAACAAAAUCAAUGUCGCGAUCAAAAACAUUAUUCUUCGACUCCGAUUGUCACAGAUAACGCUGAUGAUGAUGAUGAUGAUGAUGAUGGCGAUGAUGACGUUGUCGUCAGAGUUCAGGUCGGUGAGACUUUGGACUUACAAUCCAGUCGUGAUGGAAACCGUCAAAUAAAUCACAUGAAGAGUUUUUCUAGAACGCCUUCGCCCGCACAUGCCUCGCAGAGUUCGUCUUCCAGUUCGUCUAUUCCUCCUAUUUACGAGUGCCUAGAAAGACUUACUCAACCGACAGUUUAUAGAAAUAGAUUAAGUACAUAUAGAAAUGUUAACAAAAAAAACUCAGAGGUUUCCGGUUCUAAAUUCAGGGUUCAAAGUGACGAUAAGGAACAUUAUGCCACGCUCAUGGUAGAACUCGAAAAUUCAUUCGUGAAUAAAAAAGAUACGAAAACAACAUUGUACACGAUGUCUUCUCCUCCUCCACCACCAUCUUCGACUUCGAAAAGUUCAACUUCGCACACGAGUUUUUACACAAAUGACAGUUUAAUAGAUUCGUCGGACGCGACGAGGCAGCAGCAGCAGCAGCAACAACAACAACAACAACAACAAGCAUCAGCAAGCGACGCGGAAUUUUCAAAAGAAUUAGAAGCCGCACUUAAAUUAAUACAAGAUUUAGAAAGUCCAAACACGAUAGAUACGCCGUCGGAAACGACGUGUAAACACCCUAUCGGAAACGAUACGUUAGAAAAUCCAAGGAGGAAGUCACAAGAUGAUAAAAACGAUAGCGACAGCAGCACGAAAACAAUUAGCGGAAGCAGCAGUCUCGAAGCUCAUGAACCGCAUCCUUAUUCGAGUGUCGAUAAAAUAUCGGACUAUGGAAAAUUCUACGAAAGGGAUUCGUCGAAAAAUUUUAACGAUAAUGAUGAUGAUGAUAAGAGAACGAAAAGCAUGAUGGAAUUAAAAAUGAAAAACGGUUUCGACGGUGAUGAAAAAAGUGCAAAAGCUAAAAUAAGAAGGUGGAAACAUUUUAUUGAAAGAAAAAGGAGGCCUUCUCUCCUACCGGAAGUUGAAAGCGCCAUCGUCAAAUCCGAAUGUUUAGCUUUUUUAACGAAAAGUGAACUUAAGGAUCGUCUUAAUCAAACGAAAACAAUGCACAGGGUUUGUCACGUGUACGAGGUUACGUUCAAAUAUAACGUUCGGGUAUACGAAUCCGUUUAA